Messenger RNA from Jaminaea rosea, 806 nucleotides. RefSeq lists its product as hypothetical. The record is from RefSeq and is a predicted model, not a curated record. Gene Ontology annotation, molecular function: nucleic acid binding; zinc ion binding. Gene Ontology annotation, biological process: mRNA splicing, via spliceosome. NCBI's taxonomy places the organism in Eukaryota, Fungi, Basidiomycota, Exobasidiomycetes, Microstromatales. Bases 35 to 751 code for a protein of 238 amino acids. The transcript is spliced from 3 exons. Gene Ontology annotation, cellular component: spliceosomal complex; U4/U6 x U5 tri-snRNP complex.
ACUGCCUCCAUCCGCAACGCCCAACCAUCAAAGCAUGUCCAACUCAGCCCAGGCCUCAGGUAGUGGCAGCAAGCCAUCAGGCAAUGGUGGUGGCGUAGGUCCCUCACGCCGCACAUGGGAUGUAGAGGAGUAUGCGCAGCGCGCAAAGGAUCGUGAGAAGAGGGAGCGAGAGCACAUGGAGUUGAAUGAGCAGAGGGCAAAGAAGGGCUUGAAACCCCUUCCCCGCCGCAGGCACGAGGACCUCCCUGCUCCAACGGAAUCCCUUCAGGCUCGCUCUACCGCCCUCGACCUAGACAAGAAUGUAGGCAAGACGAUGAUCGUAGAACAAGUAGGGCGUCGAGGGCCUGGCUACUACUGCGAGCUGUGUAGGAAGACGUGCAAGGACAGCAUCGGUUAUCUGGAUCAUGUGAAUGGGAGGAGUCAUCUUCGUCGCCUAGGCCAGAAGACGCAAGUAGACCGCUCGACCCCGCAAGCGGUUCGAGCUCGCAUUGAACAUCAUCGCUCUCGCCUCGUAGCAGCCGGUGGCGCAGGAAAGCGGGAGUAUGACUUUGCCGCCAGGGUAGAGGAGAUAGCGAGGAAGGAGCGCGAGGAAAAAGAGAGAAAGAGGGAAGAGAAGAGGGAGAGAAAGAGACAGAAGAGGGAAGAGGAGACGGGAGGGGCUAAUGGCGUUGAUGCGGGAGGGGGAGGAGGGGAGGAUGCAGCCAUGAUGGCUAUGAUGGGUUUUGGAGGAUUUGGGAGCUCAAAGAAGUAAGGGAGCAUCGAAGAAGCAUGAAAGGCAACUGUAAUUGUAUCCUUACAUCCGCAUU